Molecule: messenger RNA, 1635 nt
Organism: Geodia barretti
Lineage: Eukaryota; Metazoa; Porifera; Demospongiae; Tetractinellida; Geodiidae
Source: the annotation of a GenBank genome assembly
AUGACGAGUUCUCUAGAAAACAAUAGUGCAACUGGUACGCGGUCGGAUGAUGGUGUGGCCGAGUUCGAUGCCAUCGUCGUUGGGGCCGGCGUUACCGGGUUGUAUUCGCUGUACCGCUUGCGGGAGCUGGGGUUCUCGGUUCAGGCGUUCGAGGAUGGCACCGGCGUCGGCGGCACCUGGUACUGGAACCGAUAUCCAGGGGCGCGGUUCGACUCUGAGAGUUAUACCUACGGAUACUCCUUCUCCGAAGAUCUCCUGCAAGAGUGGGACUGGAAAGAACUGUAUUCCGGCCAGCCGGAGAAUGAGCGCUACCUGAAUUACGUGGCGGACAAAUUUGACCUGCGCCGGAACAUCCGGUUGAACUCUCGCGUGGUGUCGGCCGUAUUCGAUGAGGAUGAUAACCGCUGGGAAGUGGAGAUUGCGGACGGCUACCGGGCGCGUGCCCAAUUCCUGAUUACAGCGGUGGGCAUUCUGUCCGCGCACUACAUUCCGGAUUUUGAAGGAAUCGACAGCUUCGAAGGGCAGUGGUGCCACACCGGUCGCUGGCCGGCAGAAGGGAUGGACCUGGCCGGCAAGCGCGUCGGCGUUGUCGGUACUGGCGCAACCGGCGUACAGCUCAUCACGGAAAUUGCCAAGGAAGUCGCACAUCUGACCGUGUUCCAGCGUACCGCCAACUACUGCGCGCCGCUGCGCAACCGCCUCAUCGACGACCAGAUGCAGCAGGAAAUCAAGGCGAGUUACCCGGAGAUUUUCGAGAAAUGUCUGGAAACCCCCGGGUCGUUUAUGCACCAGUUCGACCCACGAUCCGGCCUGGACGUUCCGCCCGAGGAACGGAUGGAUCAAUACGAAGCUCUAUGGGCGGAACCCGGUUUCAAGGAAUGGCUGAGUAAUUUCUACGACGUGAUGUUGCCCGGCGAGGCCAACGAGGACUACGCGGAGUUUGGGCGCAACAAGAUCCGCGAACGGGUGCAUGACCCGGAAGUUGCCGAAAUGUUGGUGCCCAAAGAUCACAUGUUUGGCUCCAAGCGCUUGCCGUGUGAGAGCGGUUAUUACGAGGUGUACAACCAGGACAACGUCCUGCUGGUUGACGUGCGGGAAGCUCCCAUCGAGCGUAUUACGCCCAAAGGCCUCAAAACCGCCGCCGCCGAGUACGAGCUGGAUGUGAUUAUAUUCGCCACCGGCUACGACGCGGUUACCGGCUCCCUGAACCGGAUGCGCAUCCAGGGUCUGGGCGGGGAGACGCUGCAGGAAAAAUUCGCCAAUGGCCCGCGUGCCUACAUGGGAAUUUCCAGCUCCGGCUUUCCAAACCUGUUUACCGUCAAUGCCGCCUCGGUGGGCAACUUCGUGCGCGCUGCCGAGCCACUGGUGGAUUGGGUGACCGAGUGCAUCGACUAUGUGCGCAACAAAGGGUAUGCCCGGGUUGCCGCCACGCCCACUGCGGAAGAGGAAUGGGUGCAGCACGUUUGCGAGGGCGGCGCUAAAAUUCUGCGGACGCAGGCCAAUUCCUGGUUCGUGGGCGCAAACAUCCCUGGCAAGGCGCGGGUAUUGCUGACUGCUCCCGACAGCGCUCCGGCCAUGAGAGCCAAGCGUGCCGAGGUUGUGGCCAACGGCUACGAAGGAUUCGCGAUGGAGUAG